This is a messenger RNA of Cokeromyces recurvatus, 534 nucleotides long. Its product is annotated as histone H3. Gene Ontology annotation, molecular function: structural constituent of chromatin; protein heterodimerization activity; DNA binding. Gene Ontology annotation, cellular component: nucleosome. The transcript has a single exon. The record is from RefSeq and is a predicted model, not a curated record. The coding region runs from base 1 to 411 and encodes 136 amino acids. Lineage: Eukaryota; Fungi; Mucoromycota; Mucoromycetes; Mucorales; Mucoraceae.
AUGGCUCGUACUAAGCAAACAGCUCGUAAAUCUACUGGUGGUAAGGCCCCUCGUAAGCAAUUAGCUACCAAGGCUGCUCGUAAGUCUGCCCCCUCUACUGGUGGUGUUAAGAAGCCCCACAGAUACAGACCUGGUACUGUCGCUCUUCGUGAAAUCCGUCGUUAUCAAAAGUCUACUGAACUCUUGAUUCGUAAGCUUCCUUUCCAACGUCUUGUUCGUGAAAUUGCUCAAGAUUUCAAGACUGAUUUGCGUUUCCAAUCUUCUGCUAUCGGUGCUCUUCAAGAAGCCUCUGAAGCUUACUUGGUCUCUCUCUUUGAAGAUACCAACUUGGCUGCUAUCCAUGCUAAGCGUGUCACUAUCCAACCUAAGGAUAUUCAAUUGGCUCGUCGUCUUCGUGGUGAACGUUCUUAAAAAGCUUAUCAAUGUUUUUAAUAAUAUAUAUUUUUAAGAAUACCCCUUUCUACUAUUGAUUUUUAUUUUUUUUUUUUUAAGAAAAAAAAAAGGCAAAUAUCAUUUAUUCAAUUCAAAUUCAAC